AUGCGUCUGCCCUACGCCCCCUCCACCCCGCCGGCCGAUGCCUCGGCCGAAACCGUUGACACCUAUGCCCGCAUCGCUGAGCGCAGGAACCCUCGCCCAUUGAUUCCACUUGAUCUGUCUCUGCUUCAUAGCCCACCCGUUGCUGAUGGCUGGAACAGCUUCAUUGGAGCUAUUCGCUCCCGCACCCUUGUCGAUUCUGGUGUCAUGGAGCUCGCUGUUUGCCGGGUCGCUGUGCUUAACAAUGCUAUCUACGAAUGGAAUGCCCACGCCCCGCUAGCUCUCAAGGGUGGUAUUAAGCCCGCUGAAUUGCAAGCUGCUCGCACAUUACCUUCCACCGCCAAGGGGGACACUGCUGAGCUCGAGAAGAGCGCGCUUACUCCACAGCAACGGGCCGUUUUGCGCUAUACCGACCAAAUGACCCAGACCAUUACUGUGGAAGAUGCGGUAUUUGCUGAAUUGAAGACAGUCGGAUAUGAUGACCGUGAGAUUGUGGAACUUACCACUGGUAUCGCUGGGUACAACUGUGUGAGUCGGUUCUUGGUUGCAUUGGACGUGGGAGAAAACAAUGCUCGUCAGAUGAAGAGCGUGGACGAGUUGGUUGCUGCCUUGCAAUAA
Messenger RNA from Penicillium antarcticum, 615 nucleotides. RefSeq names its product carboxymuconolactone decarboxylase family protein. The transcript has a single exon. Bases 1 to 615 code for a protein of 204 amino acids. Gene Ontology annotation, molecular function: peroxiredoxin activity. Lineage: Eukaryota; Fungi; Ascomycota; Eurotiomycetes; Eurotiales; Aspergillaceae. The record is from RefSeq and is a predicted model, not a curated record.